Molecule: messenger RNA, 1634 nt
Organism: Suillus clintonianus
Lineage: Eukaryota; Fungi; Basidiomycota; Agaricomycetes; Boletales; Suillaceae
Product: C2H2 type zinc-finger-domain-containing protein
Exons: 4
Coding region: 97-1461 (454 amino acids)
Biological process (GO): ribosomal large subunit biogenesis
Cellular component (GO): preribosome, large subunit precursor
Molecular function (GO): nucleic acid binding; zinc ion binding
Source: RefSeq, a predicted model, not a curated record
AUAUCAUCCACUGAGUCACUGACACACACCGCCGUAGAUCUUUCUCAUUCAAUUUUCGACGGGGACGCCGUAGAAGCCAAAGUCAAAGUGGCAUUCAUGGAUCCAACUAACGAGCAACCCCUUUUCACUUGCCUCUCAUGCUCGAUAGCCUUUCUUUCCGCGGAGGAGCAGCGCACGCACUACCGCUCAGACCACCAUAGGUAUAACAUGAAGCGUCGCGUCGCAUCCCUGCCACCAGUUAGCGCUACUGUGUUUAAUCAAAAGGUCCUCGACCGCCGUCAGGAGACCGCGAUCAUGUCCUCACUGAAGGGGAGCGCCUGUGAGGUGUGCGAGAAAACAUACACAACAGAAAAUGCAUACAGAUCUCACAUAAAUUCCAAGAAGCACAAAGAGAACGAGCUCAAGACUGCCUCACAGCCAAACCAACCAGUACACCAGCAAGACGAAGUACCUAGUGCACCCGUAGAUCCCCCACCGUCAUCCACACUCCCUGUCAUAUCCGAAACUCUCUUGCCCAAAGACACGACCCUCGGUGUACCCGCGACCGCGACCGAGGACGAAAUAAACGAAAGCAUAGACGCCAAGAUAGCGGCUGCCCGCUCACGUCUUUCCCCGACAAACUGUCUCUUCUGCACUUAUACUUCCUCGGCACUUUCAGAAAAUCUGACGCACAUGUCUUCUGCGCAUUCCUUUUUUGUUCCUGAUGCUGAAUAUCUCGUCGAUCUCACUGGCCUCAUCACAUACCUAGGCGAGAAGAUCGCAGUUGGAAACGUCUGCAUUUACUGCAACGGUAAGGGACGGGAGCUUCGGACGCUCGAGGCUGUGCGGAAACACAUGUUAGACAAGGCUCACUGCAAGAUAGCCUACGAUUCCGAGGACGACCGACUUGAGGUGUCAGAUUACUAUGACUUCACAACUUCGUACCCCGCAGAAACACGGAAGAAGAAGUCCAAACAGCCACGCGCGGAGGAUGAAGGGUGGGAGGACGCCGACGACGACAGCGGGGAUGCAGAGGAGGUCGUCGAUGAAGACGCCUCAGAGCCUCCUGAUUCUGAAUCAGAUUCUGAUGCAAGCAUACCCGAUAACCAGAUCACCUAUGGUGAUACCGAGUACGAGCUUGUACUCCCAUCAGGUGCACGCAUUGGGCACCGGUCGAUGAAGCGCUAUUACGCCCAAUCCUUGCCCAUGCACAUCCAAAGAGAUGAAGAUCCCAACUCCGGGAUUGCACUUGUUCGCAGAUUACUUGCAGACAAGAAUUCCGCCCUUGUACCCCGCAAAGGCGGGUUUGGUGCACAUGGACAAGGAAUGGAGGUUGUUAAGGCGAGAAAUCGCGGCGAGGCAAGAGAGGCAGGGAGGCAUGUGCGAGAAUUUAGAGAUCAGAAGCGUAGGGAAGAUUUCAAGACACGAGUGGGAUUCAUACACAACAGCCAAAAGCACUUCCGUGACCCUCUUCUGCAGUGAAGAAGAGUUUUACUGUGCAUGGUAUACUAUGCAUGAUAUUCCUUUGGCAUUCCCGGCGUAAACUACUACCUCGUUUUGUCUCGUCGCAUGAAAGUGUCUCUAGAAGGCGAAAACAUAAGAAAAUAUGCUAUGAUAUCAAAUGAAUUGAACGAGCGACCGAAAGGUCGAUCUCG